CUGCUAGCAGUUGAUAAGCUAACUGCUAACGUAAUGUCGACAGCCUGUAAAGUGAUAGUUAUCGACAGUGGACCGUGGCCGCCACAGGGGGCGCUCGUUGACUUCCUGAUUUUAUUCCACGAAGAAGAACGCAGAGGCUGCAACCCACAAGAACCUGCUAGCAGUUGAUAAGCUAACUGCUAACGUUAUGUCGACAGCUUCUAAAGUGGUUCUGGGAGUUUCUGUGGUUCUGACCGUGAGCACCGUGGCUGCCGUCCACCUCAAACAGGGCCAGGACAGACAGCGUCUCCAGGAGGGCGUCCUCAGAGAUUUGGAGCGUUUGGAGAGGAAGAAGGAGAACUUGCGGCUGCUGGAGGAGAACAGGAAGUUGACCACGCAUCUAGAAGAAGACCGAAGGCGUAGAGAGGCGGAGAUCCGCCCUCAAGACCUCACCCACCAUUGA
This is a messenger RNA of Doryrhamphus excisus (bluestripe pipefish), 442 nucleotides long. It is a transcript of the gene pet117, whose product is annotated as PET117 cytochrome c oxidase chaperone. Gene Ontology annotation, biological process: mitochondrial respiratory chain complex IV assembly. Gene Ontology annotation, cellular component: mitochondrion. NCBI's taxonomy places the organism in Eukaryota, Metazoa, Chordata, Actinopteri, Syngnathiformes, Syngnathidae. The record is from RefSeq and is a predicted model, not a curated record.